AUUUGGUCCAUUUCUCAUUCCACAUUCUCAACUUUCAUUGAAGUACAUUCGUAGCAUAUACAUAUAAAAAAGCAUCAUGUUCGCCAGUCGAUUCGCUAAACGUUCCACGGCUCUUGCUAGGGGUUUCGCCUCUUCCGCCAGAGCCGAAAGAAAGGUCGCCGUACUCGGUGCUGGUGGUGGUAUCGGUCAACCUAUGUCCUUGUUGCUCAAACAAGACCCCUUGGUCACUUCCCUGGCUCUGUACGAUGUACGAGGUGCGCCCGGUGUGGCUGCAGACAUCAGUCAUGUUAACACCAAAUCGGAGGUUAAAGGGUACGGUGCGGAUGACAUUGCCUCUGCUCUUAAAGGUGCGGAGCUGGUCAUCAUCCCUGCUGGUGUUCCAAGGAAGCCCGGUAUGACUCGUGAUGAUCUAUUCAACACCAACGCCUCCAUCGUCCGCACACUCGCAGAGGCAUGCGCCGAACAUUGCCCCAAAGCUAUGAUCGGUAUUAUUUCCAACCCUGUCAACUCUACCGUGCCCAUCUUCGCUGAGGUGUUCAAGAAGAAGGGUGUCUUUGACCCGAAGAGACUUUUCGGUGUCACCACUCUCGAUGUCGUACGUUCUUCCCGCUUUUUGGCCGAGAUCAAGGGUCUCGACCCCAAAGAUGUCAAGGUCACCGUUGUCGGUGGUCAUUCCGGCGUAACCAUCGUCCCUUUGCUUUCUCAAACACCGCAAGGCAAAGAUGUGAAGGGUGAAGAGUACAAAGCUUUAGUUCACCGGAUUCAGUUUGGUGGUGAUGAAGUCGUCAAAGCUAAGGACGGUGCCGGAUCUGCUACCCUUUCUAUGGGCUUUGCCGGCGCUCGGUUCGCAAACUCCCUUUUGAGAGCGAUGAACGGAGAAUCUGGUGUCGUCGAGCCAACCUUCGUCGAAUCCCCUCUAUACGCCUCUGAGGGUGUGGAUUGGUUUGCUUCCAACGUAGAGCUCGGACCGGAUGGUGUCAAGAACAUUCACCCUGUGGGCGCACUUAGUGCGGAGGAGGAGGAAUUGAUCAAGGCUUGUUUGCCCGACUUGAAGAAGAACAUCAGUAAGGGUGUAAGCUUUGUCAGUUCUUCGUAGAUAUCAGAGUGAGGAUGAAUAUCAUUGCUUUCAUGCUGCUUGCUCAUUCAGGAUUGGUGUCUGUCUGAACUAGUGCUGGACAGUCCUUGAAUGAUAUCAGUCAAUGUGGACCUUGUUCUCUCAAUCACCUGCAUCUCACUGUCAACAUGAAAUAUAUACAUGACC
Tremella mesenterica DSM 1558 is the source of this 1261-nucleotide messenger RNA. RefSeq lists its product as uncharacterized. Bases 77 to 1096 code for a protein of 339 amino acids. Lineage: Eukaryota; Fungi; Basidiomycota; Tremellomycetes; Tremellales; Tremellaceae. The record is from RefSeq and is a predicted model, not a curated record. Gene Ontology annotation, cellular component: cytoplasm; mitochondrion. Gene Ontology annotation, molecular function: L-malate dehydrogenase (NAD+) activity. The transcript is spliced from 9 exons. Gene Ontology annotation, biological process: tricarboxylic acid cycle; malate metabolic process.